GUCCUACUUGUUUGUGCACAGUAAUGGCACUGGCUACUGAACAUGACCGUCGAAUCGAUCCUUUCGACUGAUGAGUGAGUGAGGGUGGGGUUAGGUGUGUCUUUUCACCCACCACACUUGGCGAUCGAGAGUAUGAGCUACGCCACUCUCUCCUAAAAUAAUCUCGAGAGCUGGGAAAGAUCAAGAGCUGCCGAGUGGAGCGGUGGCAAGUUAGUAUGUAUAGAGGCGUUGCUUCAGCCUCGACAUUUUUCGCCGUUUCGCAGGAGGGGCAGCAAGAGCAGCCGCAGCAGCUCCAUGCCGAUCUUAGCCUGCUAUGGUAACGAUGACAGGCGAAGAGCAUGCAAAUUGGGGGUAUCUAUGGAGCAACCAAAUGCAGUGGAAGCAUCAAUUUGUUGCCGUGUCUCCAGGAAAGCUUCAAGUCUUCUCAUCAGAGCAGCGGGAUCAUCUAGAGAGAAGGAUUUUUCUGAAUGGGGGUACCACUGUUAAGAUUGUGGAUUCCACGGAGUCCGGCAAUGCCUCCCUCAAUAGCAGCUCCAAGUUACAUUUUUGGCGAAGGAUCAGCAGGAGGAGCUCUUGCACGAAUCAGUACUUGCCUGAGCCGGAGGGUGCGAUAGUUUUCAUCAAGACCGUCCAAGGAAAGAAGAUGUUUCUAUUAGUGUCAAACCAGCACGAAGCCGGAGUAUGGAAAACGGCGAUCGAGCAACGAAUUGUUCUUCCACCGAAACACAAACGAGCACAGAGUCUUUUACGGGCUUUGUCCCUAACUUCUGCGCCAUCAAAAAAUAAGAGCGUCGAUGAGGCAAGCCGUAAAACAAGACCGCUCGCUCUACGUUGGCAGGUCGGCAAUAAUCAACAUCCUGCUGAUGCACUGGAUACUCGUGAAGACUGUACAGCAUUUUUAAAAUCGAGAUACUCAAACACAAACGCGUUCGAAGCCGCCAUGACGAUGAUCGAGCAAUUCAAUGGGUUCUACCAGAUGGGAGACUGCCAGCUUCCAAACGAGCUGCGGAUUGAAGCGUGGAGAGGAACGCUACUUAGCAUAGUGCGCAACCUUCGUGAUCAACUCCUUACUCGGACCUCUGACUUGUCUGAAGACCAUUCCGAGAGCCUCUGGCUAGCCUGUGAGACGUGGGUUAUGGCUGCAGCGCAUGACAAGAUUAUGGGCGCCUGCGAGCAAAUGUACGCUGCUGAUGACAGGAAGCUAGCUCAGAAACUAUCAAAACUCAGACAGCUGGAUCCUUCGAUACUGGGAGUAAAUGCAGAUCUCAAGGAUAUCGCUUUUGGAGACGCAAUACAGGUGUUUGGAAUGAUCAACACUUGUCGCAGUCCCCUUGAAAAGGCGGUCUGCUUGAAGAAAACGAUCAACUUUGUGAUGGACGGAAUUCAAGCUAGUUCGUCCAAAGAGAAUCAGCUCUGUACAGACGAUCUUUUGUCACUCAUGCUGCUCUUGAUCGCACACGCCAAGCUCCAGCACUUGCAAGCUACUGCGUGUUACAUGGAAAACUUCUUCCAAAUGCGCGACGAUCAACAAACCGGUGAAUUGAGGUACCACAUCACAAACUUCGUGGCGGCCUGCGCAUACCUGUCGUCUCCAGAGAUCGAAGAGCUCGUCUCGAGCGUAGUGAUCUCUCCGGCAUCGUCAUCCUCCUCGUCAUCCUCCCCAAGCUCGUCCAAUUCCUCCUCCUCCAAAGGCGGCGGAGGAAGAUCCCGCAAAGAGAUCGACGCUGCCUUCGCCACCGGGACGAGCGAAUCCUCGCCAGAAUUUAUCCUCGCGCCAACUUACCUGUGAUUCAAAGGAUUCGUGGCGCUUGGGAUCCAAAGAGAGAAGAAAGAAAGAAAAAAUUCCUCUCUUUGCGCGAAAGUUCCAAAAGAAUGGGAGAACUUUCUUUGAUUUUACCACCACUUUAGUGGCGACACUAUGACGAUAA
Messenger RNA from Selaginella moellendorffii, 1928 nucleotides. RefSeq lists its product as uncharacterized. Gene Ontology annotation, biological process: early endosome to late endosome transport. Gene Ontology annotation, cellular component: tubular endosome; transport vesicle; plasma membrane. Gene Ontology annotation, molecular function: guanyl-nucleotide exchange factor activity; SNARE binding. The coding region runs from base 314 to 1789 and encodes 491 amino acids. The transcript is spliced from 12 exons. The record is from RefSeq and is a predicted model, not a curated record. Lineage: Eukaryota; Viridiplantae; Streptophyta; Lycopodiopsida; Selaginellales; Selaginellaceae.